Molecule: messenger RNA, 207 nt
Organism: Choloepus didactylus (southern two-toed sloth)
Lineage: Eukaryota; Metazoa; Chordata; Mammalia; Pilosa; Megalonychidae
Product: guanine nucleotide-binding protein G(I)/G(S)/G(O) subunit gamma-10-like
Exons: 1
Coding region: 1-207 (68 amino acids)
Biological process (GO): G protein-coupled receptor signaling pathway
Cellular component (GO): heterotrimeric G-protein complex
Molecular function (GO): G-protein beta-subunit binding
Source: RefSeq, a predicted model, not a curated record
AUGUAUUCUGGGGCCAGCGUGCACGCUCAGCAGCUCCUAGUGGAGCAGCUGGAGCUGGAAGGCGACUUGGAGAGAAUGGAGGUCUCUCAGGCAGCUGCAGAGCUUCAACAGCACUGUGUGCCGAAUGCCUGCAAGGACUGCCUGCUGGUUGGGGUAUCAGACGGAAGCAGCUCCUUUCGGGAGCCCAUAUCCUGCACUUUACUUUGA